UGAUUUUCCGGAAAACUCGUUGCAUCCUAACGCUGUAACGCAUAUAUGAAAACGAAAUAAUAUCUAUCUCUUGUAUUUCAUGCUAUAGGCAAUCUCCAUCAUUGGACGCAACAAGCCUCAUCUACGAAGGAAAUUUUAUCCUUCCUAAUUCCUAUGAGUCUAUGACCAUGAGUUUAUACAAAAGCAUAAGAGAAUGUUAGAUUUCCCACGUAAAAAAGACAAAUCAUGUCCCAUUAGUAUAUGCUUAUUGUUCUGAUAAGAAGAAAAAACAAGUCAUGCAAAUAAGAAACAAAUUCAAAAAUUACAGUCGAUGUAAAUACUUUGUUCUAUAUGCCAAAAUUCAACAUAACACGCAUUUUCAAUAUAUAUCUGAUGGCAAAAAAUACUAUAAAUAGAACAAAAGGGAUGACGUAUCUUUUACUUUUUGCCGUCAUAAAAAUAAUUUUGCAAACUGCAACAAAAGGAAAUUUUUUGUUACCAAGAUAAAUCAUUAUCCCACUGAUCAAAAUUGAAAAAAAGAAGAGGAAAAGAAAGAAAUUUGAGGAUCAGACAAAAUGAAGAUGGAGCCCACAAUGGCUGCAACGCUGAUCACUUCUUUCCUCUUCCAUUUACUAUAAAAAUUGUUCAACGUGAAUUCACACAGAACCUCAGAGCCGCACUCUGUUUUUUCCUCUUUGGUUUCUUCUUUACAUUUCUUUUUUCUUUUUGUUUCUUUACUCACCGAAUCAAAUACGAUUUUGCUGCCUUCUCUCUCUCUCUUUCUCGUGUUGUUUCAACUUUCGAGGCUCUGUUUUCUCUGUUUCACAAAUUACAAAGGUUUUCUUUCUCUCCUCUCUUUGUUCAUGUCCCUUUGCAGCAUAAAAUGAAUUAUUGGUGAUUUCUAGUACUAUAUACUUGGCCCCUGCAGUUCAAGUCUUUUACUCAUUUAUUUGCGGAAUUGUUACCAUAACUUCUUUGAUCGCCCUGUUUCUAGCUCCGAUCCUUGCCUUUCUUUCCCGCCGUUUUCUAGCACAAGUUCGGUUUUCUUUCUUUUCUUUUGCUCAACGAAAAGUUCGCUGGGUUACUCAGAAUCUGAAUAAAUAACGAGGAGAGGAACAGGGAAGAAGACGAUAAGAGAAGAUGGUCGCCUUUGGGAAAAAGCUCAAAGAACGUAGCAUUCAAGAAUGGCAAGGAUAUUACAUCAACUACAAACUGAUGAAGAAGAAAGUGAAUCAAUACGGUCGCCAGUUACAAGGAGGAAACCUAGAGCGUCGCCAAGUUCUGAAAGAUUUCUCAAAGAUGCUUGAUAACCAGAUCGAGAAAGUCGCAUUGUUCAUGUUGGAGCAACAAGGGUUACUUGCAAGUAGGCUACAGAGGCUGAGGGAGUCACACGAUGCUCUCCAAGAGGAGCCUGAGAUAUCUCACAUAGCUUAUCUAAAGGACGGUUAUAGAGCUGUUGGUCAUGAUCUUCUCAAGCUCUUGUUCUUCGUUGAGAUGAAUGCUAUUGGUGUCCGUAAGAUACUCAAGAAGUUCGAUAAACGGUUUGGUUACAGAUUCACAAACUAUUAUGUCAAGACUCGCGCUAACCAUCCUUACUCUGAACUUCAGCAAGUCUAUAAACAUGUUGGUCUUGGGGCUGUUGUUGGAGCUGUGUCUCGCAACCUUCAUGAGCUUCAAAACAAUCAAGGAAGCUACUUAUCUAUCUAUGACCAGCCUGUUCUUCCACUUCAAGAUCCUGUAGUUGACUCAAUUAGAGCAGCAGUGGAUAGACUAACACACUCAACAAACUUCUUGAACUUCAUGGCUCAGCACGCGUUUAUCAUGCAACAAGAGUUACCUAGUCCACAAGACGAGGAAGAAGCCGUUGAAGAAGACAGGAGAUAUCACUUCAUGUCUCUCUUGUUGAAUCUUGUCAACACGUUUCUCUAUAUGGUCAAUACUUAUAUCAUCGUCCCUACAGCAGAUGACUAUUCAAUGAGCCUUGGUGCAGCAGCUACGGUGUGUGGUGUAGUGAUUGGUGCUAUGGCUGUGGCUCAGCUCUUCUCUUCGAUUUACUUCAGCGCAUGGUCUAAUAAAUCUUACUUCAAACCGCUUAUAUUCAGUAGCAUUGUCCUCUUCAUUGGUAACUUGUUGUAUGCAUUGGCUUUUGACUUCAACUCAAUAGCUGUUCUCUUGAUCGGCCGGCUUUUCUGUGGAUUGGGAUCAGCGAGAGCAGUGAACAGGAGAUAUAUAAGUGACUGUGUACCGUUAAAGAUCAGGAUGCAGGCUUCAGCUGGUUUUGUAAGUGCAAGUGCUUUAGGAAUGGCGUGUGGUCCUGCUCUUGCUGGUCUAUUGCAGACCAGAUUCAAGAUCUAUAAGCUUACUUUUAACCAAAACACAUUGCCUGGUUGGGUUAUGGCUAUUGCUUGGCUUAUGUACUUAGUCUGGUUAGCUAUUUCGUUCCGGGAGCCGGUACUUGAGCCUGAGGAGAGUCAUAGUACUUCAAAGGAUUCUAAUAACUCUGCUGUUCAAGAUGGGAAUCUGGAGUCAGGCAUUAAACAGCCAUUGCUGAUCACAUCAGAAGAGAUAGAAGAACAGGUUGAAGAUGAAGAUGAUAGUGAAGAAGCUUCUGAGGAAUCUCGUGCACCUGUGAACUCCAUUGGAGCUGCUUAUAGGUUACUUACACCUUCAGUAAAGGUUCAACUAUUAAUAUACUUCAUGCUCAAGUAUGCAAUGGAGAUUCUUCUCUCUGAAUCUAGUGUCGUCACCACUUACUACUUCGGUUGGUCCACUAGCUCGGUUGCUAUCUUCUUGGCUUGUCUCGGUCUCACGGUUCUUCCUGUAAACAUCGUUAUUGGAAGCUAUAUCAGCAACAUGUUUGAAGACCGGCAAAUUCUGUUGGUGUCGGAGAUUAUGGUUUGUGUCGGAAUACUAUUCAGCUUCAAUGUCCUUGUUCCAUACACUGUACCACAAUACGUUUGCUCCGGACUCAUCAUGUUUGUUUCUGCAGAAGUUCUUGAAGGUGUUAACUUGUCGUUGCUCUCGAGGGUUAUGUCGUCGAGGCUAUCGAGGGGGACUUACAACGGAGGUUUGCUUUCGACGGAGGCAGGCACGAUCGCACGUGUGAUUGCCGACGUGACUAUUACCGUCGCCGGUUACUUUGGGCGGGAUAUGCUUUUGAAUGUCACUUUACUUCCCUCUCUGGUCACUUGUGUUGUGUCCAUCGUAGCUACUUGUUUUACUUAUAACUCCUUGUACUAGUAGUACUCUUCUUUUUACAAAUUUGUCUGCAGACA
Molecule: messenger RNA, 3254 nt
Organism: Brassica rapa (field mustard)
Lineage: Eukaryota; Viridiplantae; Streptophyta; Magnoliopsida; Brassicales; Brassicaceae
Product: SPX domain-containing membrane protein At4g22990
Biological process (GO): transmembrane phosphate ion transport from cytosol to vacuole
Cellular component (GO): plant-type vacuole membrane
Molecular function (GO): transmembrane transporter activity
Source: RefSeq, a predicted model, not a curated record